Molecule: messenger RNA, 1827 nt
Organism: Lithohypha guttulata
Lineage: Eukaryota; Fungi; Ascomycota; Eurotiomycetes; Chaetothyriales; Trichomeriaceae
Gene: MSY1
Product: tyrosyl-tRNA synthetase
Exons: 2
Coding region: 1-1827 (608 amino acids)
Biological process (GO): tyrosyl-tRNA aminoacylation
Cellular component (GO): mitochondrion; cytosol
Molecular function (GO): tyrosine-tRNA ligase activity; ATP binding; RNA binding
Source: RefSeq, a predicted model, not a curated record
AUGUCUCAGAAGCAGCAGCUGCGCCAGAUCACCCAAGUGCAUCUACGUAAAAUCAAGACCGCCGAGGCAGAAUGGAAAGAUCGCGCCAAAGACAUUGCAGAUGGACGAGCCAAAUCCAUGCUCGAGAAGUUGGAAGAACGAGGCCUCGUCAAUCAAGUUGUUGGAAAUCGCGAUGAGCUUGAGAAGGUUCUGGUCGAGCGCCGAGUUGGUGUGUACUGUGGUGUUGACCCAACCGCUGCCUCGCUACAUAUCGGUCAUAUGGUGCCGUUCAUGGCGCUUGGCUGGAUGUACAUUCAUGGAUAUGCGUCAACUUUUCUGCUUGGUGGAUUUACUUCCUCGAUUGGCGACCCUACCGAUCGGUUGACCGCACGUCCUGGUCAGAAACGGGAUGAACGCCGGAACAAUAUGAUGAACAUGUUUGAGCAAUUGAAAAGAUUGAGCGUCAGGAUUGAGAAGUACGCCGAAAGAAGGGGAUACUCGAGGGAAUGGGCCUGGCGUAGAGGAGUGCUAAACAAUAACGAAUGGUGGGCCAAAGUGACUGUCAAAGACUUUAUGAAGAUCCUCGGAAGCGUGACAAGAGUUGGACCGAUGCUAGGAAGAGACUCUGUGAAGAACCGGCUCACCAAGGGUGAUGGUAUGUCUUUCGCCGAGCUAUCCUAUCCACUCAUACAAGCGUGGGACUGGUGGCACCUAUACCAGACCGGCACGCAGAUACAGAUCGGAGGUGCGGACCAAUUUGGGAACAUUCUCGCAGGUGCAGAGGCUGUGAAGGGCAUCGUAGCGACGAACACGGCAUUUCAAAUGAAGCACGAGGCGGAUAUGCAAGGUUUCGCGACAACAAGUGAUCCGAUGGGAUUUACAGUACCCCUAUUGACGACCUCAUCUGGAGAGAAGUUUGGGAAAAGCGCUGGGAAUGCCAUCUGGAUCGACAAACAGCUAACCAGCAGCUUCGAUCUAUACCAGUUCUUCCUUCGUUCUGCUGAUGAGGACAUCGAGAAGUAUUUGAAAAUGCUCACCUUCAUGCCCAUGGGCGAGAUCAAAGCUGUUAUGGAGGAACACCUUCAGGACGCCUCGAAACGAACCGCGCAACACAGACUAGCUUUCGAGUUUGUAGAGUUGGCCCAUGGCUUAGCAGAUGCGGAGGCUGCAAGAGACCAGCAUAAACAAGCUUUCUCCAAGACUUUAUCUUUGCAAGAGGUCAAAGAGCAGAUGCAGUCCGAAGCCAGGAUCUCUUCUCAGGACCGUCGGCCACCAGCUUUGCAUCCCUCCAUCAACAAACAUGCUGCACCUCUCGACAUGGAUUCAACUCACAACAUUAACAUCAAGUUACCUCGAUCGCUGGUCGAGCAGCAGCCGCUUCCGCGUGUCUUGUGGUCAGCUGGCCUGGUCGCAUCUCGAAGCGAGGGUCAACGACUAAUCAACAACAAAGGUGUCUACAUCGGAGGACGUAUCAGUCAAGACGGUCAGCCCAUACCCAUGACGGACCAGGUCUCCUAUGUUGCUGUCAAGGAUUCUAAGUGGAGCUGGUAUGCGCCGCUGAUAGUCGACGAUCUCAUUGUCUUGAGAGUGGGCAAAUGGAAAAAGAAAUUUAUACAAAUCGUGUCGGACGAAGAGUAUGAAGCUUCCGGUGAAACCUGUCCAGGCUGGAAAGAUGAGACGGAGACUGCUGCUGAUCCGCAGGUCAUGGCUGAUCUGGCUGGAGAAGAAACCCACCGUAAGCUGGGCAAACAGAAUGCGGCAACAAAAGAGCAGAGGAGGAGAGAUCAAGCGUCGUUACGAUCUGGUGGCUUUGGUGUGGUCUUAGAUGCACAAAUGAGGAAGGACUAG